AUGAUACUCUUUGGAGAUUUCAAUAUGGCCGAAGUAGAUUCGGGCCUUUUCGACGAUGAUCUGGAGGAUGACGAUAGCGAAUUUGAAGACGCCGAAGAAAUUCCAGUCAUGAAUUCAAACGUUGAUUUUGAAGGAUUGAUAGAUAACGCUUGUCUCGCCGUGCAUUAUUUUUUCAAUAAUAAUUUCGAAGAUGCUAGAAAAAUACUGGAACCCUGGUCAAAAUCCAGCAUGUAUCACGCGCUCGGAUUAAGCGUUUUUGAAUUUUUGGAAGCGCUCAUGACGUUCGAACACAAACAAAUUCAAAAAGCUUCGGCUGCAUUGAAAACCUCUCUGGCAGUUUGCAACAGUUACAGGCACAAGGGAAACGCAUUGGGAAAAAUGGUUCGUCGUACGAAUUAUGAAAAUUUUUCACCGGAAGAAGCUCACGCCGAACUUUGCUUUGCCGAAUCCCUACUCCUGAAAGCCAUGCUUUCAUUCGUAGAAGAUGAAACAUUGGUGAGCUUUAUAAAAGCAAGUUUGAAAAUCCGUUCGUGUUAUAACACGUACAAAGAAUGUAACUUAAUAUUGAAAACUCACAAGUGGACGAAUAAAAAAUUGGCCGUUCAUUACGAAAGCGGAGUCAAAAUGGGAAUCGGAGCUUUUAAUUUAAUGAUCUCGUUAUUGCCUAGUCGUGCGAAAAAACUAUUGGAAUUCAUCGGGUUUUCGGGUAGUAGAAAAUUCGGUUUGUCCGAAUUGGAACAGGGAUGCAACCUUAAAAACGGGAUACGACAAAUAUUAUGCGUCAUGAUGAUACUGGCAUAUAAUUUAAUAGUCACGUACACUAUUAGUCACAGAGAGGGUGAUUUGAUGCUGUGCGAAAAAAUAUUAAAAGAAGAAUUAAUAAUGUAUCCGAAAGGCGCGUGGUUUUUAUUUUUCAAAGGACGUUUGGAAUUGAUGAAAGGGAAUUUAAAAGAAUCUCAAAGAUGGUACAAAGAAUCCUGGGGAUCACAAUCCGUAUGGCCGCAAUUUCAUCAUUUGUGUUUUUGGGAAUUGAUGUGGUCGUGCAGUUUGAAUCAAGAUUGGAAAGAAGCUUCGUUGUAUGCGGGUUACCUGUUGACGGAUUCAAAAUGGUCGAGAACCAUUUAUUCGUAUCAGAAAGCAUCGAUAUUGUUGAUGAUGGAGGAAAGCCUUUCGCGGGACGAAAGACAAGAGAUAAGUCAGUUGAUGAAAAACGCACCGAAUUACAAGCAGAGAAUCGCUGGAAAAUCGCUUCCACUUGAAAAAUUUGCCAUUAAGAGAACGGAAAGAUUUUUCGCACAGAAAAAAUGGCUUUGCCUCCCCGUCAUCGAACUCAUGUACAUCUGGAAUUUUUUUAAAGUUUUGGGUAAAAAAUUACAACUCGUGCAAAACGUUCACGUUUUAGUAGAGAGAGAAUUGAAAAAAUUAAACAAGGAUAUGGAAUAUUACGAUGAUAACAGAGCCUUGUUGGAAUUGUUACGCGGCGCGUGCCUUAGACACAUGAAAGCAAAUCUGCAGGCGGAAGAAGCUUUCAAAACGGUCGUUAAAUCUUAUAAAAAAUUAAAAGAAGAUACCUUUUUAACACCUUUUGCAAUCGUCGAAUUAGCUUUGUUGGAAUUGGAUAGGGGUAAUUAUGAAAAGGUUCAUCAAUAUUUGGAUGAUGCUAAAAAAAAUUAUACCGGAUAUUCGCUUGAAUCGAGACUCCAUUUUAAAAUCCAUGCAAUUAAUAAUGAUUUAAUGGAAAGGAAUAAACAAAAACAAGUUAAUUCAAGUUAA
Molecule: messenger RNA, 1773 nt
Organism: Pediculus humanus corporis (human body louse)
Lineage: Eukaryota; Metazoa; Arthropoda; Insecta; Psocodea; Pediculidae
Exons: 2
Coding region: 1-1773 (590 amino acids)
Source: RefSeq, a predicted model, not a curated record